CUUCCUGGAAACCUCCCCAUUGACAACAUAGCCCCUUUCCUUGUGCAAUACGUGACCAUUUUCUCUUCUUCAACGCCACAAUCUCUCCUAUAUCAUCACCAAGCUCCCUCUUUCGAUCAAAAUUUCUAGUUCUCUCUCGUUCUUUUUUCAUAUAUUUCCAUGGCUGCUUCUUCAGGGAGCUUAGACACGUCUGGAAAUUCACACCCACAAAGCAGUAACAACUAUUUUUCUUUCAGCACUAAUAGUUCUAAUAACUACCCUUUCAUGACCUCUUCUUCUUUCACUGAUCUUCUUGCUUCAAAUGGUGAAGAACCCAUUAAUAAUAACACAGGUAAUAGUAAGUUGGCUGAUAGGAUAGCUGAGAGAACUGGCUCUGGUGUGCCAAAGUUUAAGUCUACUCCUCCUCCUUCUUUGCCUUUAUCCCCUCCUCCUGUUUCUCCUUCUUAUUACUUUGCUAUUCCUCCUGGUUUAAGCCCUACUGAGCUCUUGGAUUCUCCAGUUUUGUUAAACCCUUCUAAUAUUUUGCCAUCUCCAACAACUGGGACAUUUCCAGGUCAGGGUUUGAAUUGGAAGAGCAGUUCUGGUAAUAUCCAGCAAAAUGUCAAGAAAGAAGACAGGAGUUUCUCUGACUUCUCUUUCCAGCAACCAGCAAGGCCAUCCACAACUUCAUCAGCCUUGUUUCAAUCUUCAAACUCCACAGUUCAGCCUGGACAGCAACAAACUUGGGGUUUUCAAGAACCUGCAAAGCAAGAUGAGUUUGUUUCAGGGAAGAGUAAUAUGGUAAAAAUGGAAUACAAUUCUAAUUCCGUGAAGAGUUUCUCCCCUGAGAUCGCCGCAAUUCAAGCAAACCCUCAAAGCAAUAAUGGGUUCCAAUCUGAUCACGGUAAUCAACCACCACAGUAUCAGUCUGUUAGGGAGCAGAAAAGAUCAGAUGAUGGGUAUAAUUGGAGGAAGUAUGGUCAAAAACAAGUUAAAGGAAGUGAAAAUCCAAGAAGUUAUUACAAGUGCACAUUCCCCAAUUGUCCAACAAAGAAGAAAGUCGAGAGGUCUUUGGAUGGACAAAUUACAGAGAUAGUUUACAAGGGUAGUCAUAACCAUCCUAAACCUCAGUCUACUAGGAGAUCAUCAUCAACAGGAUCUAAUCCUGCAAUGAUUCCAGCUCCUAAUAGUAACUCUAAUGAGAUUCAAGAUCAGUCAUAUGUUACUCAUGUUAGUGGACAAAUGGAUUCAUCAGUUGCCACUCCUGAUAAUUCAUCAAUUUCAAUUGGGGAUGAUGAUUUUGAUUCACAAAAGAGUAAAUCAGUAGGUGGUGAUGACUUGGAUGAGGAUGAACCUGAGGCCAAAAGAUGGAAAAGAGAGCGCGAGAAUGAAGGAAUCUCAGCACCUGGCAGCAGAACAGUAAGAGAACCAAGAGUUGUAGUUCAAACCACCAGUGACAUUGAUAUCCUUGAUGAUGGGUACAGGUGGAGGAAAUAUGGGCAGAAAGUGGUCAAGGGAAAUCCAAAUCCAAGGAGCUACUACAAGUGCACGUUCCAGGGAUGCCCUGUAAGAAAGCAUGUUGAGAGAGCAUCACAUGACCUCAGGGCAGUGAUCACUACCUAUGAAGGAAAGCACAACCAUGAUGUUCCUGCAGCUCGCGGUAGCGGCAGCAGGUCAUUGCAAGACCACAGCAACAAUGGCAACAACAAUGCAGCGAUGGCAAUUAGGCCAUCAACAAUAAACCAUGUUUCUAGCAAUCCCAUCAACAACCCUAUAAGAAAUCAAAGGGCACCACCCACAGCAACACCCGAAGGUGACAUGCCUUUUACCCUAGAGAUGCUGCAAAGUCCAGGAAGUUUUGGUUUCUCAGGAUUUGGAAACCUCAUGGGGUCUUACAUGAAUCAAUCAUCAACAGAUGAAGUUUUAUCAAGAGCCAAAAGAGAAUUGGAAGUAGAGAGUUUUUGGUAGGAAACUACUGCAAAAGAAUCACACAAUGAAUAAGAAAGUACUCGUCAAAUCCAUUACACAUUAAUUUGCAUUCAGUUUGUUUAAUUUGUUUGUUGUAUAUUUCUUCUACAACUAAAAAAGGGAUAUGGUCUUGUUUAUAUUUCCAAA
Messenger RNA from Populus euphratica (Euphrates poplar), 2094 nucleotides. Its product is annotated as probable WRKY transcription factor 25. Gene Ontology annotation, molecular function: DNA-binding transcription factor activity; sequence-specific DNA binding. The transcript is spliced from 5 exons. Gene Ontology annotation, biological process: regulation of DNA-templated transcription. The coding region runs from base 160 to 1947 and encodes 595 amino acids. The record is from RefSeq and is a predicted model, not a curated record. NCBI's taxonomy places the organism in Eukaryota, Viridiplantae, Streptophyta, Magnoliopsida, Malpighiales, Salicaceae.